Saccoglossus kowalevskii is the source of this 723-nucleotide messenger RNA. RefSeq lists its product as uncharacterized. NCBI's taxonomy places the organism in Eukaryota, Metazoa, Hemichordata, Enteropneusta, Harrimaniidae. The record is from RefSeq and is a predicted model, not a curated record.
AUGGGCAACGUGGAACAGAUGUUUCACAGCUUUCAUGUCAACAAGGAACACCGUGAUUAUCUUCGCUUCUUCUGGUUCAAGGACAACGACCCCAUGAGACCUGUGAUACAAUAUCAUAUGAAUGUUCACCUAUUUGGGAACAUUUCCUCUCCUGCCAUAGCCACAUUAGGCCUAAGAAUGAUUACCACAGAAAACCAAUCCACCUAUGGUGAAGACGUGAAAGACUUCAUACUUCAUUUCUACGUAGAUGACGGUUUAACAUCUCAACCUGAUGCAGCAACAGCAAUUAGCCUCAUCAAAAGAACAAGAGACAUGUUAGCCACCAAGAACAUUAAUUUCCACAAAAUAGUCUCCAAUGACAAGGAUGUUAUGAUCGCCCUCCCAAGUGAAGUACGCGCCAAGGACCUGCAAUGUCUAGAUUUUAGUCAAGACACUCUACCCUCACAGCAAUCACUCAGGAUACAAUGGUCCCUUCAAGCGAACACUUUCACAUUCAAAGUGGACUUAAAGGACAAUCCAUUCUCAUUGCGGGGAGUAUUAGCGACCAUAAACUCUAUCUAUGACCCAAUAGGAAUAAUAGCCCCAGUUACAAUAGAAGGGAAGUGCAUUCUCAAGGGACUCAUGUCAGAAAUGCCAAAGGGACGUGAGAUGGCCAGCAUUGGAUGGGACGAUCCACUUCCAACUGAAUACCUAUCUCGCUGGUUUACAUUCCACCUGAUUUAG